UGUUCCACCGAACGCGAUAGAAAGACGCACACAUGUUCACCGUUUCCUUGGUAACAUCAUUACGUUCACUAUUUACCAUCCUAAGUAAACGGUUCAUUUUAACAACAUGGACAUCCAGGAACGAAAUGUCCGGAGCUGUGGAGAGAACAUCGUAGAAAUGGUUGAUAUGGACGAAGAAAACUUUGCUGUUUCCAGUUCUUCAGCUGCAGAUGCUGCUUUUGAUGCUGUUAUUGGCUGCAUAGAGGACAUCAUCAUGGAGGAGGAGUUUCAGCAGCUUCAGCAGAGCUUCAUGGAGAAACACUACCUGGAGUUUGAUGACUCUGAUGAGAACAAACUCAGCUACACACCCAUCUUCAAUGAAUAUGUUGACCUGCUGGAGAAACACCUGGAGCAGCAGCUGAUGGAGAGAAUCCCUGGCUUCAAUAUGAACACUUUCAUAGAGCUGCUCAUGCAGCACAAAGAGGAGGUCCCAGGUGACAUCUUUGACAUGCUGCUGACCUUCACUGACUUCAUGGCCUUCAAGGAGAUGUUUCUGGAAUACAGAGCUGAGAAGGAGGGCCGAGGUCUGGACCUGAGUCAGGGGCUCGUGGUCACAUCUCUGAUCCCUGCAGACUCCAAACACACCAGCUCCACUGAAUCACAGUGACACACACACCACUCAAAAAGUCUAACACUUGAAUUGCCUCUUCCUUUGCGUGUUCAUAUAAAUUUUAUCCAUGGGCCGUUAGAAAGUUGUUAACUUGUGGUCAGUGGUGUUUACGAGUUUUUUACUCUGAUGGCAAGUUUCAGGAUACACUGUAUAUCUAAAUCUAAACCUACAGUCUGUGCACAAAUAGGCUGUUCAUAUAUGCAUUCCUGCGUGUUUUAUGUGGUGGGUGGGAUGAUAUGUGUAUUUAACAGCCUCUCUGUAGUUAAAGUUCUACUUCCCAGCCAUUGCAUUGGACAUAAUGAUUACUUUAAAUACUCACAUCCAUAAGCAGGUAUUUUCAAGUGAGUGAGGCCUGAUCAUAAUUUUACAAUCAUCCUCUUAUUCACAUGUGUUUUUAUUGAGAUUUAGCAUUCAUGUGUCUGCCUGGUUGGGGAGUAGGAACCCAAAAUUCAGCUGAAGGGCCAGUGUUUGUGAUUUCAGGUCAGGUUAUGUUUUCUAAUGUGAAAAGCAUAAACAGAUCCCUCAGUGAGUAGGGAAACCACAUGUUUGAAUAUGCUCUCUUUUCCUGGUAGGUUUUUUUUUUUUUCAAAAGAAAAGAAUAUAGCAGAACUAAUAUAUGUUUUCUGAAGGUUUAAAUUAUUCAGUUUUAAACCUCAUUGGAUUGAGUUUUGUGCCUGUGAAAGUGAUUUUUAAUGUAUAUAAUGACUGUGUAUGUGUGUAUGUGUGUGUGUACAUGAGUGCGUGCAUCUGCAAUCAAAAAUAAAGAUCUACAGUAUAGUUUUUAGUAUAAUGUCAAAGUGUUUUCUACUUGUGUUAACAUGACAGUUUUAACUGUAAGAAUAUAUUUGUGUCACUGCUUAAAUACUGUUGAUGUCACAUUUGUUAGUAAAAAGAUAUUUCCAAAUAAACAGGUAACAGCCUUACACUGAAA
Messenger RNA from Lates calcarifer (barramundi perch), 1580 nucleotides. It is a transcript of the gene arl2bp, whose product is annotated as ADP-ribosylation factor-like 2 binding protein. The record is from RefSeq and is a predicted model, not a curated record. Bases 107 to 646 code for a protein of 179 amino acids. Gene Ontology annotation, biological process: positive regulation of tyrosine phosphorylation of STAT protein; maintenance of protein location in nucleus. Gene Ontology annotation, cellular component: mitochondrial intermembrane space. The transcript is spliced from 7 exons. NCBI's taxonomy places the organism in Eukaryota, Metazoa, Chordata, Actinopteri, Centropomidae.